Messenger RNA from Galleria mellonella (greater wax moth), 811 nucleotides. It is a transcript of the gene LSm1, whose product is annotated as U6 snRNA-associated Sm-like protein LSm1. Gene Ontology annotation, molecular function: RNA cap binding. The record is from RefSeq and is a predicted model, not a curated record. Bases 310 to 726 code for a protein of 138 amino acids. Gene Ontology annotation, biological process: deadenylation-dependent decapping of nuclear-transcribed mRNA. Gene Ontology annotation, cellular component: P-body; Lsm1-7-Pat1 complex. The transcript has 3 exons. NCBI's taxonomy places the organism in Eukaryota, Metazoa, Arthropoda, Insecta, Lepidoptera, Pyralidae.
CAAAUCAAUCUCUCUCUAUAUCUCUCUAACCUGUGAAUCGAAUUUAUAUGAGCAAAAUAAAAAAAAAAAAAAUUAUAUACCGUUAGCUUAUUUUUUUUUUUUGCAUUUUUUAUGGAUAUUUUUAUAAAUAUUUGAUUAAUUAAUCACUCACUACUGUGAAGUAGUAUAAAAUUUAUGGUGAUAAAAAGAAGUCGAAAACGUGAAUUUGGCAUUUUCGUAAUAGACAAACAGCCUACACUUUGGAUUGGAGUCUCGCUAUUCCAUUGAGAGUUAAAAAUAAUUUGUAUUUUCGUUAAUAAAUAAGUUAAUAUGUCAUAUAACGUGAACCCAUUAGCUGGAACUGCUCAUUUGCUUGAUGAAUUGGAUAAGAAACUAAUGGUGCUGCUCCGUGAUGGGAGGACCCUGAUUGGAUAUCUGCGUUGUGUCGAUCAAUUUGCCAAUUUAGUAUUACAUAGGACAAUUGAAAGGAUACAUGUUGGCAAAGAGUAUGGGGACAUACCAAGAGGCAUCUUUAUUGUGAGAGGGGAGAAUGUUGUUCUUCUAGGUGAAAUUGACAAAGAUAAGGAAGACAAUUUACCAUUAACAGAAGUGUCAGUGGAUGAUAUCCUGGAUGCACAGCGAAGGGAACAAGAUGCUAAAAUUGAACAACAGAAACUGCUCUCAAAGGCACUGAAAGAGAGAGGUCUUAACUUAGUAGCAGAUUUAGGGCAUGAUGAUAUGUUUUAGUUUCUAUUACUCUGUGUAUUGUAUCUCUAUUGUAAGACUGUAAAUCAUUUCUGUUAAAUUAAAAUACAUAUUAUUGAUAAUAAUA